AUGCAAGAACUGAAAGAUAUGGGCUUCCGCGGCGUGAUCAUGACAUACGCCAAAGAAACUGUGUUUGAUCAUAAGACAAAUUCUCAGAAUGGGCUGGGGAUUGCGGCUUUGAAAAAUGAGCAUGGAGAUGUCUCCAUCAAUGCUCCGGUCCUGCAGUGUCCCAGCAUCGAAUCUUGGCGGGAAGGAACAGUCAAGACAGUUGAUAUGUUGGACGGAGAAGAUUAUCUAGCAGUUAAAUUGACCGGGGCCGGAACUAAGGUCACUGAAGCCUUCGCCGCCGGAGAAUUGCCACCACAACAGAUGAUAGACGCACUGGACGAAAUCUGCACCAAGUGCAAAGCCAAGAACGUUCGUGUCCUCGUCGACGCCGAGUCCCAGCAUUUCCAAAAGGGCAUCCAUCGUAUUACUUUGGAUCUCAUGCGCAAAUAUAACCGCGACGGAUAUGCUUCCAUUUACAACACUUACCAAGCCUACCUGAAGAGCACACCAGCAAAGCUCGUCAAAGACCUUGCUUCGGCCAAAGAAGAGGGAUUCACACUCGGUCUCAAGGUUGUGAGAGGUGCAUACAUGGCCUCUGAUGAACGGUCCUUAAUCCACGAUACAAAAGCAGAAACGGAUAAUGCAUAUAACACAAUUGCCCAUGGGGCAUUGGUAAAGAAUAUAGGAGAAUUCGGGGAUAAGGGAAGCCAACCUUUCCCAUCAGUGAAUCUUUUCCUCGCAAGUCAUAACAAGGAGAGUGUGGUGACUGCCCACGAGCUCCACAAGCAGCGUGUCACUGCGGGUCUGCCCACUAUCCCUGUGCGCUUUGCCCAACUUCAUGGCAUGUCCGAUGAGGUUAGCUUCUCUUUGCUUCAUAUGAAGGAUGGCGAUGGAACACCUGAGGUUUAUAAGUGCUCGACUUGGGGUGGCCUUGGUGAAUGUAUGGCAUAUCUUCUUCGCCGGGCAAUUGAGAACCGUGAUGCUGUUUUGCGGACGGAUACUGAGUACCAGGCGUUGAAGUCCGAGACUUUCCGGAGAUUCAAGUCUGUGUUUUCUCUUUCCUCUAGGUAA
Molecule: messenger RNA, 1050 nt
Organism: Penicillium canescens
Lineage: Eukaryota; Fungi; Ascomycota; Eurotiomycetes; Eurotiales; Aspergillaceae
Product: proline dehydrogenase family protein
Exons: 2
Coding region: 1-1050 (349 amino acids)
Cellular component (GO): mitochondrion
Molecular function (GO): FAD binding; proline dehydrogenase activity
Source: RefSeq, a predicted model, not a curated record